Molecule: messenger RNA, 1492 nt
Organism: Teleopsis dalmanni
Lineage: Eukaryota; Metazoa; Arthropoda; Insecta; Diptera; Diopsidae
Product: gamma-butyrobetaine dioxygenase
Exons: 5
Coding region: 43-1365 (440 amino acids)
Biological process (GO): carnitine biosynthetic process
Cellular component (GO): mitochondrion
Molecular function (GO): oxidoreductase activity
Source: RefSeq, a predicted model, not a curated record
UGGCCAGCUGAUCAGUGCUUAGAAAGCUACUGAACGUGUUGGAUGAGAACUUUGAGUUUAAAUUUUAUUCGUGAAAGUUUUUGGUUUGAAUUUUUAACAACAAAAAUGUUUGCUGGCCAUUGCAAGCAAUUGAAUAAAAUUAUAAAUACAAAUGUUAAUAAUAUAAGUAAAAUAUUUAAACGCUGCUUAACAGCGAAAUUAGUGGAGAAUAAAUACGUUGAGAUCCAAGAGCAGUCAUCCUCAGAUGCAGCGGCCAUGAAGUUCCCAGGUGUUUGGCUGCGCGACAAUUGCUGCUGUGAGGAAUGCUUCCAUCAAAGUUCUAAGUCACGUCGCAUAAAUUGGGACAAAUUUGAUACAAAAGUGCAAGUGACCGACUUGAAGGCCGAAGCUAUAACAAAACAAGUACAUAUCAAGUGGAGUGACCAGCAUCAAUCAAUUUUCGAUUUGAAAUGGUUGAAGGAACGCAAUUUUUCCGAUGUGCGUCGAAAAGAGUAUCUCACAGACUUCUACCGCCCGAAAUCGUUGCAUUGGAGCGGUGCAGACUUUGAGAAAAUUACCGCAAGAUUUGAUUUCAAUGCUGUGAUGGAAGACGACAAAGUUUUGCAAGCCUGGUUGGAGGCAUUAGCCGUGCGUGGUGUUGGUAUUAUAAAUAACGCUCCACUGGAGAAGACAGUCGUUCGUCAAUUAGCUGAGCGUGUUGGUUUCAUACGUAAAACAACCUACGGCGAGGAAUUCAUUGUACAAUCGAAACCAGGCGCAAAGAAUUAUGCCUACCUAUCGGACCCACUACCCCUGCACACAGACCUGCCAUACUACGAGUACAAGCCCAGCGUCAACAUAUUGCACUGCAUGGUGCAAUCAGAAUCGCCGGGUGGCAGCAAUUUACUGGUAGACGCCUUUCACAUUGCAGAUCGUCUCAAGGAAGUACAUCCGCAGGAUUACAAAAUUCUAACAGAGACUUUGGUCGAUUGGAAUGACAUUGGCAGCGAAGACGGCAAGAGCUUUCAUAACAUUUGGCGUGCGCCUGUGAUAUGUUUAGAUAGCGAAGGAAAUUACGCGCGUAUAAAUCACAGCAUACCACAGCGCGACAGCCACUUCUCGGUGCCGCUGAAAGAGGUACUGCCCUGGUAUGAGGCCUAUGCGAAGUUUGUCACUUUGGCCCGCGACGACGCUUAUUCAUUCAAAACGAGACCCGGCGACGUUUUAACUUUUAAUAAUAUUCGCUUGCUGCACGGCCGUACCGGGUACGAUGACACCGAGGGAAAUGUGCGAUACAUAGUAGGCGCCUAUCUCGAUUGGGACAUCAUUUACUCAAAGCUGAGAGUGUUAAAAGGAGCACAGUCUGAAGGGAGGCGGCAGAGUUAAUGCACUAAGCACAAAGGCAAUAUAAAAUAUUCCUGGCACAAAGGAAUGCAUUUCCCUGCUCUAAUAACAUUCUCUAUGUAAAAGGACUCGCGUCAUUAUUGAUUUUUAAUAAAUAUCCUGAAAUCAG